Messenger RNA from Eruca vesicaria subsp. sativa (arugula), 1279 nucleotides. The record is from the annotation of a GenBank genome assembly. NCBI's taxonomy places the organism in Eukaryota, Viridiplantae, Streptophyta, Magnoliopsida, Brassicales, Brassicaceae.
CGAUAGUCCAUCUCUCAACCAAGGUUAUCCACAAUGUAUCAAGAAGCUAUACUUCUCUUAGCUCUACUAUGUGUUUCUUCCAACGUCCUUGGAUCGGUUCCCAUCAGCGAUGGUUUAUUACCAAACGGUAAUUUCGAGAUGGGUCCUAAACCGUCCCAACUCAAAGGAUCCGUUGUAAAGGAACGAGCCGCCGUACCUCACUGGGACAUGAACGGUUUCGUGGAGUACAUUAAAGCUGGUCAGAAACAAGACGAUAUGGUUCUGGUCGUACCGGAAGGCUCCUCAGCCGUCAGACUAGGCAACGAGGCCUCAAUCUCCCAGAAAAUAUCCGUCCGAUCAGGGCGUCUAUACUCGAUCACGUUCAGCGCCGCUCGGACCUGCGCUCAGGAUGAGCGGCUCAACAUCUCCGUAACGCAUGAGUCCGGUGUCAUCCCUAUCCAGACCAUGUACGGUAGCGAUGGCUGGGACUCAUACUCAUGGGCUUUUAAAGCUGGUGGACCUGAAAUAGAGAUCAGAAUCCACAACCCUGGUCACGAGGAGCACCCGGCUUGUGGACCAUUAAUCGACGCCGUUGCUAUCAAGGCUUUGUUCCCUCCCAGAUUCUCCGGAAAUAAUCUGAUAAAGAACGGGAAGUUUGAAGAAGGACCUUACGUGUUCCCCAAGGCAAAAUGGGGAGUACUGAUACCACCUUUCAUCGAGGACGACAACAGCCCGUUGCCAGGUUGGAUGAUCGAGUCUCUUAAAGCCGUCAAGUACGUGGACAAGGCCCAUUUCUUCGUCCCUGAGGGACACCGAGCCAUAGAGCUUGUUGGAGGCAAAGAGAGUGCCGUUACCCAGAUCGUGAGGACGUCACUCAACAAAUUCUACGCCCUAACUUUCAACGUGGGAGACGCGAGAGACGCUUGCGAGGGACCGAUGGCAGUGGAGGCGUUCGCUGGAGGGAGCAAGGUCCUGGUGGAGUAUGCGUCUAAGGGUAAAGGCGGGUUUAAACGGGGAAGGCUUGUGUUUAAGGCUGUGUCAGCGAGGACUCGUGUCACUUUCCUUAGCACGUUUUACCAUAUGAAGAAUGAUCACUCUGGCUCGCUAUGUGGUCCGGUUAUCGAUGACGUCAGGCUAGUGGCGGUUAGGACACUCCGAGGAUGAUGAUGAUGAGACCAGAAUGUUACUAGUUACCUUUUGGUUUAAUUAAUGUCAAUGCACGGGAUCAUCAUAUAUAGUAGACUGGUUGAUUGUAAUGUAAUUUUGUUUCAAGAUUUACAUAAUAAAAUGUAAUUUUACU